CCCGUUCCCGCCACUCCAAUCUUCCGGCGACCUCUAACAAUGUCAAAGCAGACGUACAGCGUCUGCUUCUGCUUCCGUCGGCGGUUCCACCUAGCGGAGGCCGAGGCUCCGGCGGAGAUCAGGAGCAUAUUCAACCAAUACUCGGAAAACGGGGUGAUGAGCGUGGCUAACCUCCACCGCUUCCUGAUCGAGGUUCAGAAGGAGGAGAACGCGACGGUGGAGGACGCUCAGGCCCUCGCCGAUAGCCUCCAUUACCUCAAGCUUCUGCGUCACAAAGGCCUCAAUCUCAACGAAUUUUUCAAGUAUAUCUCCAGCGGUGCGAAUUCCCUCAGUAAUCCUAAAAUCGGGAUUCACCACGAUAUGAAUUCUCUAUUAUCCCACUACUUCAUAUACACUGGCCAUAAUUCUUAUUUAACUGGGAAUCAACUAAGCAGUGACUGCAGUGAUGCCCCUAUUAUUCAAGCCCUGCAGAGAGGUGUUCGAGUAAUUGAGCUCGAUAUAUGGCCAAACACAACAAAGGAUAAUGUCGAUGUUCUUCAUGGCAGAACGCUGACCGCUCCAGUGGCACUUAGCAAAUGCUUGAAGUCUAUUAAGGAGUAUGCAUUCUCUGCAUCUGAUUAUCCUUUGAUAAUAACACUCGAAGACCAUCUCACUCCAGAUCUUCAGGCCAAAGUGGCACAGAUGAUCAAACAAACAUUUGGAGACAUGCUGUAUUCUCCUGGCACAGAAUGCUUGAAGGAAUUCCCUUCACCAGAGUCAUUGAAAAAGCGGGUUAUAAUAUCAACUAAACCACCAAAAGAGUACCAACAAACAAAGGAAGUUAAGGAGAAGACAACUAAAGAAAGCAGUUCUGCAGAGACAGAAGCUUGGGGGAGUGAAGUAUCAGAUCUGACUCCGACAUAUAAUAAUGACAAGACGAUGUAGAAGAUGACGAUGAAGAAGAUCCAAAAUCAGAACAGAAUGAGGCACCACAAUUCAGGAAUUUGAUUGCCAUUCAUGCUGGAAAGGGGAAGGGUGGACUGUCUGAGUGGCUUAGAAUUGAUACUGAUAAAGUGAGACGGCUUAGCUUGAGUGAGCCACAGCUUGAAAAUGCAGUCAAAACACAUGGAAAAGAAAUCAUUCGAUUCACUCAACAAAAUUUAUUGAGAAUUUACCCAAAGGGCAUACGCAUCAACUCAUCUAAUUAUAAUCCCUUAAUUGGCUGGACCCAUGGAGCUCAAAUGGUGGCAUUUAAUAUGGUCAUGGUAGAUCACUUUGGUUGAUGCAAGGCAUGUUCAGAGCCAAUGGUGGUUGUGGAUAUGUUAAGAAACCAGCCAUAUUAUUGGAAUCGGAUCAUUCUUAUACUUCAUUAGUUAAUAAAAAUGCUUCGUCGCGUGUAAAAACAACGUUGAAGGUGACUGUAUAUAUGGGUGAAGGAUGGCAUCAUGACUUCCGGCAUACACAUUUCGAUGCAUAUUCACCUCCAGAUUUCUAUGCAAAGGUGGGAAUUGCAGGAGUUCCAGCUGAUUGUGUAAUGCAGAAAACAAAGAAGUUCACGAGUACGACUCGUCCGG
Messenger RNA from Cuscuta campestris, 1553 nucleotides. NCBI's taxonomy places the organism in Eukaryota, Viridiplantae, Streptophyta, Magnoliopsida, Solanales, Convolvulaceae. The record is from the annotation of a GenBank genome assembly.